This is a messenger RNA of Rhopalosiphum maidis (corn leaf aphid), 498 nucleotides long. Its product is annotated as small ubiquitin-related modifier 3-like. Gene Ontology annotation, molecular function: ubiquitin-like protein ligase binding; protein tag activity. Gene Ontology annotation, cellular component: nucleus. Gene Ontology annotation, biological process: protein sumoylation. The coding region runs from base 1 to 498 and encodes 165 amino acids. The record is from RefSeq and is a predicted model, not a curated record. The transcript has 4 exons. NCBI's taxonomy places the organism in Eukaryota, Metazoa, Arthropoda, Insecta, Hemiptera, Aphididae.
AUGGUAAUUGUACUUUUACCAAAUAAUUAUACACAAGAAGAAUGUAGGGAAUUGGAAAACGUUUUCCAUAGUAAUAGUUUAAACGAUGUCGAACAAUAUGAAAGUUUAAAAUUUUUCCAAUUCCUUCAAUAUUUUAAUAGGACUUGGUUAACAGAUGCUGUUAGACAAAAAUUUCCUGACGAAAAAGAUUGUAGAAAUGAUGUCAUGGCGAGCACAGACGCUAUCAAGGAUUGCAAAGUAUAUUCUGAACGUAUAAACUUGAAUGUUCUCGGACAAGACAAUGUAAUAAUACAAUUUAAAAUAAGAAAAAUAACCCAACUAAGAAAGCUAAUGUACGCGUACUGUGAAAAUACUGGUCUUGCUUACAACUCUGUGAGAUUUCGAUUUGAGGGACAACCGGUUAACGAGAUUGAUACGCCAGCUUCUCUAAAUCUAGAAGAAGGUGAUAUCAUCGAAGUGUUCCAACAGCAGACUGGUGGUUGUAAAAUGCUGUUAUAA